This is a messenger RNA of Coregonus sp. 'balchen', 3949 nucleotides long. The record is from the annotation of a GenBank genome assembly. NCBI's taxonomy places the organism in Eukaryota, Metazoa, Chordata, Actinopteri, Salmoniformes, Salmonidae.
AUGCCCAGCCAGCGCUCAGGCAGCCGCCACAAAGCACCACAACCCCUGCUGCUGGUGGGGGGGUGGGGGUUGCCGGGCAACCUCCAGUCGUGGCAUGUACUUAGCCUUUACCCAGAGGUCCGUGUGUUGUCAGAUCUACACAGAGGUGGUGUAGAGUGGAUCUUCUUCCAUGCUGUCUCAUCUGUCUCUAUCUCAUCUGGACUCAAAAGUGAUCGGCCUCAUAGGACAUGAAAGAGUCCCUGUAUCUGUGCUGCUUUGAAAAGGAUCACACUCAUCUGGCACAGUGGGAGGUAUUAUUUUUAAAUAUUGUAUCAUGCUACAAUGAGUUUUUCACCUUGAAUCAUGUUUGGUGACAACUUCUUCCCCACCCACAUAAAAACAGUUCUCCCUGUGCCUGGUUGCUACUCAUUUUCUCCAUUAACAGUUCAGUGGUUACCUCACCCAUCUAAGCAACAUCACAACAUUUUUUUGAUUCAUUACAGCUAGCUAUUAAUAGGCCACAUCUGCCCUGUUGCAGUGCACUGACAAUGAAUAUUGGCCAACAUUUUCAGUCAUUUAGCAGACGCUCUUAUCCAGAGCAACUUACAGUAGUGAGUGCAUACAUGUUCAUAUUUGUUCGUACUGGUCCCCCAUGGGAAUCGAACCCACAACCCUGGCGUUGCAAGUGCCAUGCUCUACCAACUGAGCCACACGGGACCAACAUGGUUUCCAGAUGCUAUGCUUAAGUCAUUUCUCACUCUACCAAAUCAUACCAGUAUAAAACAGAUUUCCUGUGUGCCUCGUCAAGAUAAGUCCAAAUUUGCAUUGCUCUUAUGGGCCCAAAACAGCUAUUGAAAAAUAUUAAAGUCCCUGGGGAAGAACGGAUUAUAAUUAACUAAUUAAAGAAGGCUUCGAACAGUUGCUUUAGAAAAAUAAAUAGUAUAAGAAGAUUAGUGAAAUCUGCAUGUGUUGACACUACAGGAAAGAGGAAAUGUCUAGUCCUUUAAUUCUAUUUGUGGAGACUGAUCCAUUCUCAUGGGCAUGCACUGAGCCAGACACUUGUUUGAUACUCAAGUUGCGUUAUUUGAGGUUAUUAUGUUGUGGAGAAAGCAUAACUUGCUAGUCAUUUCAUUCUGACAUGGCCAUUUGGAAACGUCAGUCACAGAUUAUUGGGGCUUGUCAACAUGAACAAAGCGAGUGGUGACUUUGAUAGUUAUGCAUUUUCUGUGCUGCUGCAAUCCUGCUCCCAAUCUCUGUCCAAGUAUGUGUAAGCGGUCGUCUGUGUGUGUGCUCUUGUGCGCCUGUGGGUAAUGACAUGAAAUCUGAAGAAUUGCUCAUUGUCCUGGGCUUUAUGAUCUGGUCGUGUCCCAGACAGUCUUCAGUUGGCACUGCUCCAGCAAAAACCCUUACUACCAGUGGGGGAGGGUGGAGACUUAAUAUGGAAAUUACAUUAAUUACCGGACUAUCCAACAGAUGUGACCCUCACCCCACUCAACAUAACUACUCAUCAAAUAAAGGACCUUCAAGAUACAAUUACAUGUUUGUGUAUAUAUUGUAUCAAUUGACAAAGUUAAACUGUUCUCUAUUUGUGAAACGAGAUUCCUCAAUCCAACUGACAAACUGUUUAUUUCAAUGGAUGGAUGAUGACAUUAGCCUUUGUGAAUGUUGCACAUUUGGGGGAUUUAGGAAUGUUUCAGAUUUGCUUUGGCAGCACAACCUAGAUGGCUUGAGUGAUAAACAUUGAACAGAACUAAACCUCAGGCUAAAAAGAGCAGACUGAGAAAAAUCUCUAAACAGUGCAAAUCUCCUUCAUUAACUUGUCAGAAACUAGCAUUUCUCUCCUCACUCACUUGGACUCAGACUUUGUCUACUUUAGGCUGUCAGUAGGCAGUUGUCAAUUCCAAUGCCCUGAGUUGCUAAACAUAUUGACAUGUUUCUGUUUCAGCGCCGGCCCCAAAGGAGACAACAUCUAUGAGUGGAGGUCAACCAUCCUGGGACCACCGGGCUCUGUUUACGAGGGAGGGGUCUUUUUCCUGGACAUCGCCUUCACACCCGACUACCCCUUCAAACCACCCAAGGUCAGCACCCACCACCACACUGACCACAAAUGGUUUAUAGCUUUAGCUCCAUUGUGCUGCUCUUUUCCUCUGUGGAGAACUCUUGCUUUAAUGUAAUUUCAACAGCUAAUAUGAUUUUCUGGGAAUAUGGUGUGCUAUCCAAGCCUUUACCAAUUCACUGUUCAUAUUUUAAAUUCAUUCUUUAUUAGCCUUUUCAGGAAGUGUACCCUGUGGAAUAUUUUCGGUUGUUGAAAGGAUGUCAUUAUCAAGUGUAUGAGAUGUGCUUUCGGAUAUCUCUCUUUGUGCUUCUUAGAACCCAAUUUCCCUCUCACUUGCUUUCAUUUUGAGUUCUGACUGUCUCACUCUCAUUGUGUCUGUUUCCCCCCCUCUUUCAUUCUCUCUUUGUCUCUGUUUCUCUCUGAGCUGUGUAAGAACCGGCUCUGCUGUUUGACAGCAGACUCAAACAAAUCCACAGGCUCAAGGUCUGCUCAGUGUAGCCAGAGGGCUCAAGUGUUUUGUCCCAUUGUGAUCUGUAGCCAGUCCUUCCGUCACGAUAGCGCACGAUACACUCCUCCAUUGAAAUGCUCCAUUGGAGUUUUGCUGUAGACUAUAGACUCUUACCAGAACUUUUUUCAAGCCCCUAACUGAAACUCCAGUUUGACAAGAUUGUUGGACAGAUUGGAAGUAUAAGAUUCAGUUGUUAGGGUUAGUGGGGCAGAGAGCGCACCAUUGUGGAGUUAUUUAGAAUGUCCUGUCCUCGGUGUGUUCAGAAUGCCUAGGCUCAUUAGAUGUUUCCUCUGCAAGGUCAGGGUCAGUCUGUCCAGAUGUUGGUGAUUGGAGGACUAGGUCGGUGUCAGGUGUCAGGCCUAAACAGAUGUCAGUGUCACGUUCAAUCAGAAACACGGUAGUAAACUUAACAGGGACGUUUGUGUGGAUGUUUGUUGUACAAAGGUUUGACGUAAGCACAUUUUGAAACCAAAAAGUCAUUUUUACCCCUUAUUUGAAUCCCUUUGAAAGUAUUAUAGGAAUGAUUAUUUUCCUCUCAAACUAAUAUGCAACGGUUAUGGCGAGAUUAGAGAUUGGCAUGAGUUUGGUUUCUGGGGCUUUUCAUGACAAUUCUAAAGGUUUUCUGCAUGUUGGUAAAUGCACCAUGCUGCCACCUGUUGGCUAUAUCAAAGCCUAAGGAAAUUAGAAGGCGUAUAAAAAUGUGGGUAUUUUUUAUGGUAUUCAAAAACUCUGCAGCCGUGUUAUGAGGGUUGUCACCAAAUACUGUAUUUCCCUGUACUCGCCAGGUAACGUUUCGGACGAGGAUCUACCACUGUAACAUCAACAGCCAGGGGGUGAUCUGUCUGGACAUCCUGAAGGACAACUGGAGCCCUGCCCUCACCAUCUCCAAGGUGCUUCUGUCCAUCUGCUCUCUGCUCACAGACUGUAACCCAGGUAAGAGACCUAUCAAUGUCCACAUCAUGAUGAUCUGCAGUGUUCUCAUUUCAGUUGGUGAUUCAUGACUGAUUAAAUGACAUUUGAGUUGGCACUAUCUACACACAGAGAUGGUGAUAAUGUUUCAUGCUUUGAUAACUGUCUGCUGCUCUGCUAGUGGAGUUCCAGUAUUCCCUUCCCCUGGGACAGUAGCUCUGUUUCUGUUGAACCUGUUGAUGGAAUUUAAAUUAUCUUUAAAAAAAUAAGUCCUUAUUCAUCUUUUAAUACAAUGUAAUAAUAUGUUCUUAACUCUCUCUGGGUCCAAAAAUCUUACACCUGUGAAAUGCUAUUCAUAAAUGCAUGCUCUGAUCUGCAUCCUUUUCUUUGUCAUUGCAGCGGACCCUCUUGUGGGGAGCAUUGCCACACAAUACCUGACCAACAGAACGGAACAUGACAGAAUAGCCAAGCAGUGGACGAAGAGAUACGCCACAUAG